Molecule: messenger RNA, 2211 nt
Organism: Saccharomyces cerevisiae S288C
Lineage: Eukaryota; Fungi; Ascomycota; Saccharomycetes; Saccharomycetales; Saccharomycetaceae
Gene: DSF2
Product: Dsf2p
Exons: 1
Coding region: 1-2211 (736 amino acids)
Source: RefSeq, marked reviewed
AUGAAUCAAAAUUUAAAAAACACUUCUUGGGCUGAUCGAAUAGGAAGCGACGAUCAAGAAAGAAAAGCUAACUCUUCAGAGGUUUCACAAAGCCCACCACCCAAUAAUAGCUUCGAGUCAUCAAUGGAUUCACAAUUUAGCUAUGCUCAUUCAAAUAAAAGUAGCAUUUCAUUCGAAUCUAUUCAAACCACGGAAAGACUUCUUGACAAAUUAGACCUCAGCUUGGAAGAUGAACUGAUUCUGCAAGAAGCUUUAUUAGAAGAAGAAAACGCGUCGAGAAAUUCGCAACUGUCACAAACAAGUGGUCCAACAUUAUGUAUGCCUGCGUCGGAAUUCCCUUCAUUAAGGUAUAGAACUAAUCCCUCUCCAACAUAUAUACAAGCUAGAGAUCGUUCUCUUAUCAUAGACAAUUUAAAAGAAAAGGAUUCCACUUUGAGAGGCAAAUACUCUUCCGGUAAAGUGGAAAGGCAUUUGCCCGUGAAGUCGAGAUACUCUUAUAUCGUCGAAGAAGAUUAUGACUCUGAGACUUUUAGUGGCAUGAAACCCCAAAUGAAUAGAAAUGAGAAAGAUUAUAAGUACCCAAACCUUGAAAAUGGCAAUAGAAGCACAAAUAGCCCUAAUCCUUUCAACUUCGAGAAAUAUAGGAUUGAAAAUACUAGACUGCACCAUCUUUAUCCUACGCUGAUAUCAGACAAUAAUACUAGCGUUGACAAUAAUGCUAAUAGUAAGAAUAACAGAACUACUAGUAAUAAUAUUAAUACAUCUACAAAAACUGACAGAAUAUCCGAGAAGCAGAGUUGCCCCAAUGAGUUCACAACCACGCAAAAGAGUAAUUGUCUUUAUCGGAACGGAAGUUCAACAAGCACCAACACCUCCUUUUCUGAAGUUGGACAACUAUCAAAGCCGAAAACUCAGUCUUCUUUUGAAAGUGAAUCAUCCUCAUUCUCCAAACUCAAGUUAACUAAGAGUGAUACAACACCCAUCAAACCAUCUCCUAAACGGUCUAAUUCCUCUACCUCGACGAUAACGAAAACAAAUACCAUGACAAAUGAUAUUUCAUUACCUCCAACGCCACCAUAUAAAGCUCAUAAAAAAAAAACGUCACUAAAUUCGCUAAAAAAACUUUUUAAAUCUCCUAGGACAAGAGCAAAAAAUAAGAAAGACCUUGAGUCUGAAGGAUCAAGCCCUAUCCGGUCUGCCACCAAUUCAUUGGACUUCUCUGGGGAGAAUAUUCAACUUCCAUCUACUUCAAGUACCAUUAAUAAUUCCAGUCCACAUUUAGCUAGGUAUAUUUUUCCUCCAAACCCAGUUUUCCAUUUUAAAACAGCAUCAACACCUCAGUCAUCCACGGAUAAAAAAAAGAACAGUAAAGCACGUCCAAAUAGGACUCAUUUGAGAACUUUCUCGGAUUUCCAUACAACGGAAAAAGAUUCAAAAAUAGGUGAACUAAGUGCACUAACAGAACAAUCAAAUAAGCCCUACCACCCGAAAGUUAGAAGAAGAACACUUUCUUUAGAUGGUAUGUUGCCCAAUAAUUCGACGCAAUGCAUGGAUUCCUUCAGUCAUAAAAAAGAAGGAUCGAACGCAACAAGCAAGUGCGGGAAGCUUAAAUUUCACCCAGAACCUUAUGAUAAUGAUGAAUCUUCACACAUCGGACAGGCAAUUACUAUGCGUCAUCAAGGCAAACUUGAAGAAUCUGCACAACGACUGAAAAAAGCCUGCGCGUGCGGAAACAAAACUGCGUUUCUGUUAUAUGGACUAGCCCUGCGACAUGGCUGCGGAGUGGACAAGAACUUGAAAUUAUCAUUAGGAUAUUUAAUGGCUGCCACUGAUAUCAAAUCCUUUGCUGCUGAGGUUCUUGAUUUAGAUAUAAAUCCGUUAAAUUUUGCUUCAAUGGACGAUAUCCCUGAUAUAGCGCCUGAACCAACAGCACCUGCCUUGUACGAAUGUGGUAUGGCAUAUUUAAAGGGUCUUGGGAUGGAUCAUCCCGACGAGCGAAAAGGUUUGAAAUUUUUGGAAAAAGCUGCUCUAUUAGGCCAUGUAGACUCAAUGUGCUUAAGCGGGACAAUUUGGUCCAAAACUUCAAACGUAAAGAAAAGGGAUCUCGCCAGAGCUGCUGCAUGGUUUAGGAUAGCCGAUAAAAAAGGUGCAAAUCUAUUAGGUUCAGAUUGGAUUUAUAAGGAAAAGUACAUGAAACAAGGUCCGAAAUAA